CUCACUUGACCCUCCCUCCACUAUACCUACCUAGUUACAGUUUCUGUUCUUAGCUUCAAGCUCCAACAGCUUCUAGCUCAUGUCAAGUUAGGGAAACGAGAAAAUUGUUGACCAAUUCCACGUUUGAGCUCACAUAUCACGCUUUUGUAGCACAAUUGCUAUGAGAGGCUCUGUUCUGAGAUUGAACAGACUACUUACAACAAUCUCCAGCUCACCUGUUGCAAGGGUUCUUCCUCUUGCAAACCCCAAAAGGUUCUGCUCUUCUUGUCAUUCAACAAAAGGCUCCUCACUCAAGAUGGCCGACAAUGGUGCUUGGGGCGCCUGGCAGGUUGAGUCUUCAACCUUCACAAAGGCAGUAGUUGCAGCUAUGCAGAAGCUAUACCCCGAGGAAAUCGCAGACAAAAGCUGGGACAACGUUGGGCUCUUGGUAGGAAACUCAGAAAAUGAUGCAAAGAAGACAAAGAAGGUCUUGGUGACCAAUGACCUGACCUACCAAGUCGCCGUUGAUGCUAUUGAGCAGGACGUUAGUGUCAUUAUCAGCUAUCAUCCCUUUAUAUUCGGAGGCCUCAAGUCCAUCACCAACAAAGAUCCUCAGCAAGCUACGCUUCUACGCCUUGCCAAGGCUGGUAUUGCUGUCUACUGCCCUCACACUGCAGUCGAUGCCGCUCCAGAAGGACUCAACACAUGGCUGGCAGAUAUCGUUUCUGGCCCUCACCAAAGCCAACGCUCUGUCGCGAUCUCCUGUAGCUCUGCUCCCUCUAGUCACUCUGGCGCAGGCUAUGGAGCCAUCGGCCACUUCGACAAUGCUGUUUCUCUCUCCGAGAUCAUUCUUCGUCUGGCUGAGAAGCUCGGUGGCCUCAAGCAUGUCAUGGUAGCAAGCCCUGUUGGCGCUGAUGUCAAGACUACCAAGAUUAGCAGCUUUGGUGUUUGCGCUGGUAGCGGAUACGAUGUGCUCAAGAAGGCUGAGGUUGAUCUUUUGGUGACUGGCGAGACCAGUCAUCACUCAGCUUUGAGAGCUAUUCAACAGGGACAAACACUUGUCCAAGUCUUCCACAGCAAUUCUGAAAGAGGAUAUCUUCAGGAAGUGCUUAGGCCCAAGUUGGAGGCUGCCAUCAAGGAGAAUGUUCCUGAGGUGGAGGUUGUUGUGAGCAAGUACGACAAGGAUCCUUUUACUAUCUUGGAUGUCAAUAAUCUCAAAUAGUUGAAAUACGAUUGAAGAGUUGAGAAAAUCCCCGAUAAAUUAUGUCAACUUUCGUAUGUGACUCCUGUAUUAGUGAUCUGUGUUUU
Messenger RNA from Fusarium verticillioides 7600, 1287 nucleotides. RefSeq lists its product as hypothetical. Lineage: Eukaryota; Fungi; Ascomycota; Sordariomycetes; Hypocreales; Nectriaceae. The record is from RefSeq and is a predicted model, not a curated record. Bases 161 to 1201 code for a protein of 346 amino acids. Gene Ontology annotation, cellular component: mitochondrion; cytoplasm. The transcript has 3 exons.